CCGUCCCUUAAAUUUAGUUUGGGUUGCUCCAGCUCGUGUUGUUGUUGGAAUUACUGAGCAUAGUGUGCCAAUUCAGAACUUACACAAACUGAGCCACACAAAAAACAACAACAACAACAAAUUGGAAAACAAAUACCAACCAGCUUGUUGACAACUUGCAGACACACACGCGCGAGCGCGCAACUCCUACGGCUCCUGCCACGUGUGGGGGGGGGUGGCGUUCUAAUGGUGGCCCCACUUAAUGGUUAGCGCGAAAAAUAUUGUUGUUAUUGUGUUUUCCCUCAUAAGUGGACACAAGGCAAAAGCUCAGUCAAACUUUGGCAGGCGAGCGUGCAAGGACGAAACCCAACGAACGGACUUGGCGCGCUACUUCUGGUCGGUGAAAAUUGAGCUGGAACAUGUCAUCCCGGUUUGGACAGGUUUGAUACCUUCGUGCAAUGAAUGAUGGGCUGCGGUUCGUCCAUGGAGACGCAAUCGGCCAGCACAGAACUGCGACUGCAACAAAAUGGUGUAACGAACAUUAUCGAUGAAUAUGUGAGGUUGGAUGAGCAGAUCAGCAAGUUGGAGGGCAGUUGUCCGGGUCCCAGAAUGGCCACAGCCGAGGCCUGGAUCGAGCACCUGCAGGGCAAACAUGAUGCGAUGUUGGGGCUGGAUGGCAUGGAGGUGGCACAGCGGCGACAGGAGGAGCAGGACACCCCCGACAUAGAGGCUCUAACGCUGCCCAGCUACCCACAGAGACGGGGGGAGCGUAAUCAAAUUGUGGCCAGCACGCCCACCAAGGACCUGGCCCAACUUGCAUACAAUUUGGGCGUGAUUGGCGACACACGCAAGGCUUCCAUGCACGAGGAUUUCUUUGCCAACCUGAGCGAGUCUGCCCUUUAUUUGCUCAGCAUACGAUACUAUGGGGAGCUGUUGGAGCACACCAAGGAACGCCUGAAGACGCUCGCCGAGAGUUAUGCGGAGCUGAACGAGCUGUAUGUGAGGCAGGAUGGUAUCAUAGCGUACAUUAGUGGCGGCACCUACAUGACCCGCCUGGAGGAGACCAUCGAUGAGCAGCUGGAGACGGCACGCGACACACGCGACAAGCUGGGCAGCACUCUGGAGCAGUGGCGCAUCUGUGGCCUGCUGCUAAGAGCGGCAGCCAACUCCUCCACGCAGGCACUGAAGCAGUGGCGUCAGCUUAGCAGAAUUAUUGAUCCCAAGCAAAAGCUGCAAUGGGCGCUGGACUGUCGAAGUCUUCUACAUGCCUCAAUGAUCUCCCUGGAGGCUGCACAGCUGGCCCUGCCCCACGUGGAGCUCAAGUACAUGAGUCACCGCCAAGUGCUGGCCGUCAAGCACUGCAAUACCUACCUGAUCACGGACAUAGCCAACAAGGCGCGCUAUGAGCACACCAGCCGUGUCUUUGGCACCUACGAGUCCAACAUGUCCAAGACCUGCACGUGGCUCUACGAGACAUUCAACAACACGCUUCGCCUUGACUUUGACAAGGCCGAGCGCACUGUGUCCCGCUUGUCCAAGACACUGCGUGACCAUCGUGGUGAGGUCUUCAUUACAGUGCGCAAAUGAGAGAACAAUUUGUGUUUUGUUUUUGGCUUUACUCUAAUAAACAUAAGGAUAGUUAGUACCAAUAGCUCUUGGCUGGCGUACGUUCCUCUUUGAUGCCCAUUU
Molecule: messenger RNA, 1668 nt
Organism: Drosophila guanche
Lineage: Eukaryota; Metazoa; Arthropoda; Insecta; Diptera; Drosophilidae
Gene: synr
Exons: 5
Coding region: 442-1566 (374 amino acids)
Source: RefSeq, a predicted model, not a curated record